GCGUCCAGCAAAGAGAAGGAAGCCGGCGACCUUGCGCUCUCAGCCUGAUCCGUCUCAGGCGGCCUGAACUUUCGCAGCUGAAGCGAUGGCGUUUGUGAAGAGCGGGUGGUUGCUUCGACAAAGUACUAUUUUGAAGCGCUGGAAGAAGAAUUGGUUUGACCUGUGGUCAGAUGGGCACCUGAUCUAUUAUGAUGACCAGACCCGGCAGAGUAUAGAGGAUAAGGUCCACAUGCCUGUGGACUGCAUCAAUAUCCGCAUGGGGCAUGAGUGUCGCGACAUCCAGCCUCCAGAUGGGAAGCCCAAAGACUGUGUGCUGCAGAUCGUCUGCCGAGAUGGGAAGACUGUCAGCCUCUGUGCAGAGAGCGCCGACGACUGCCUGGCGUGGAAGUUCACACUGCAGGAUUCCAGAACAAACACAGCUUACGUUGGCUCAGCAAUCCUGUCUGAAGAGACUGCCGUGGCCGCCUCGCCGCCCCCCUACGCCGCCUAUGCUGCACCGACCCCCGAGGUCUAUGGCUAUGGUCCAUACAGCGGCGCAUACCCAGCAGGAAGUCCAGUCGUCUAUGCUGCCAAUGGGCAGGCAUAUGCCAUGCCGUACCAGUACCCAUAUGCAGGAGUUUAUGGACAACAGCCUGCCAGUCAAGUCAUCAUCCGUGAGCGGUACCGAGAUAAUGACAGUGACCUGGCCCUGGGCAUGCUUGCUGGGGCAGCCACAGGCAUGGCCCUGGGGUCUCUGUUUUGGGUCUUCUAGAGCCUUCAAGUUGUUCAGUGCAUAGCUUCUUUUAGUCCUGUGUGCAAUAAUUUGAUUUGCAGGGCAUUUCUAUUUGUGACGUGUGUCUUCUGUAAUAAUUUCAAUAGUUCUUUGGAAGGUGGUAAUCUGAUGGUUGUGGUUGACCGGCAUGGUACUGAAGUUCGCAGGGACUGAGAACCUGAGUUCUUCAGGGUACUGGCUUGCACCAAGUCUUUCUUCUGGACUCUCAGAUGGCUUUGUGUAAACACACCCAUUUAAAAGGAAAUUUCCUAUUCAGUUAGGUGCAGCAC
Molecule: messenger RNA, 1041 nt
Organism: Acomys russatus (golden spiny mouse)
Lineage: Eukaryota; Metazoa; Chordata; Mammalia; Rodentia; Muridae
Gene: Plekhb2
Product: pleckstrin homology domain containing B2
Exons: 8
Coding region: 86-751 (221 amino acids)
Biological process (GO): regulation of cell differentiation
Cellular component (GO): membrane
Source: RefSeq, a predicted model, not a curated record